AUGGCCUCCGUCACCCGCUCCAACCGGCGAGCUGAGGGCCCUCACCACGCCCAUGCCCAUGGCCAUCCCCAUCAUCAUCCGCACCCGCACACGCAUCACCUCGCCAGCCCCCUCACGCAUCCGGCCAACCCGGCUGCCAGUCUGUUUGCCUCGAGCGACGGCGCAGGUCGAGGCGGUCGUCAGAAGCGAGCCCUCGACCCUGCCGACCGUGAAAUCGAUGCCUUGAGGCCCAAGAAGACGAGGAUCGCCGUGGAAAUCCUCUCCAGACACCAGCCGCCGCCCGUCCAAGGGGUGCGGGCCUCGACUGUCGUCCAGCCUCCGUUUCCGCCGAUACCGCUUGCACCACCGCCAGCCGUGACAAACACCACCAUCCAAAAUCCCAUCCCGACAACCACGGCAGUCGCGCCGCCGGUCCUGAUAAAUCCUGCGGUCAAUUCCAGCGCAGUGUUGGCUGCGCCCGUGACUGCUGCCCCCAAGACGAAACCUCCCGUUCCCGUGGAGCAGGAGCCAAAUCUCACAAAACACCAAGCCAAGGUCAUCAAUGGCAUCCGAGCGGAGCUUGAUCGGCUGCAGCCACAACCUUCGUCCACCCGCGAACAGGGGCGCAAACUACGCUCUCAGGAGGCUACUAGAUUCAAGAGUGACUUGUCUGCAUACUUUCCAGACUACGACGAAGUGAUUGGAAAUGAUCCCAAGGAGCAACACUUUUUGAACCUUGAAACCCCAAUUGUUGUGGUUGACUCGAAUCCGCGACGCGUCAUCACGGAAGCCCAGCGUGGAGGCGCACGGGUGCAGCAGCAAAGCCGCAUCUUUGAAUUCCCAGUCCGCGGAUAUGGCGAUUCUUUAUAUACCGACGUUUUUGAUUCGCAAAGAAUCGAUUUCAAUUUCCUGGAGACCCAACAAACUAAUAAAAGCCUUGACGACCCAUUGCCGGAUAGUCUCUUUGAGCCUUCGCAUAAGAGAGCAGAACGACUAGAGCGGUCCAUACGUAACUCUGAAAAGGGACGUGCCCAGCAUGAGAAGGACCAAAUAAUCCGGCUUUUGGAGGGUCUCCAGGGCCACGAUUGGCUGAGAGUAAUGGGAGUUAGUGGUGUAACAGAGACGAGGAAGAAGGCCUUUGAGCCCGCGCGUGCUCACUUUGUCAAGGGCUGUCAAGGCAUAUUGGAGAAAUUCCGAACAUGGAAUUUGGAGGAGAAGCGGCGGAAGCUAGAGAAGGAGAAGGUGUUGCAGGCCGAGCAAGAAGCUGCGUUGGCUCAACAAGAAGGGGACGAGCAGGGAGAACCCCUCAAGGCAGAUGAAAUUGAGGAUUCAGCUGCAGAAGACGACGUCGACGAGAGUGAGGACAUCCGAGGAGACACCAGAAUGGACCAUGACGCAGACCAAGUCUUGGAAGACACUGAAGAAGAGGUUGUGACAUCACAGAGCGAUACUAGCGAUGCGUCACCUGCCAAGCAGCUUCGUCAAGAGGCCCUGGCAAGAUCACAGUUAGCGGCAGCAAAUGCCAGAAAGCUGAAAGCGCCGCCACGGUCCACGCCCCCAAAACCGGCGGAAGCGCAGAAGGAAUUCACUUCCUUUUUUGGCAAGAAAUAUGAGCGAGACAACGCCCUUAAUCGGUCACGUCGCAUCGGCCGCAAGGUGUUAGCCUGGGGCCAUCCCAUUCCAGACCUGGAAGAAGCCGAUUUUGUCUUACCGGAAGAGUAUCGGGACGAGGAACUGCUCAAGUCUAGGGCACGCAGGAAACGGAGAGACAAGCGUAGUAGCAGGCCCUAA
Metarhizium acridum CQMa 102 is the source of this 1770-nucleotide messenger RNA. RefSeq lists its product as uncharacterized. Gene Ontology annotation, molecular function: histone acetyltransferase activity. Lineage: Eukaryota; Fungi; Ascomycota; Sordariomycetes; Hypocreales; Clavicipitaceae. The record is from RefSeq and is a predicted model, not a curated record. Gene Ontology annotation, cellular component: SAS acetyltransferase complex.